Perca flavescens (yellow perch) is the source of this 1221-nucleotide messenger RNA. It is a transcript of the gene snx10b, whose product is annotated as sorting nexin 10b. The transcript has 6 exons. Gene Ontology annotation, molecular function: phosphatidylinositol phosphate binding. Gene Ontology annotation, cellular component: endosome. Gene Ontology annotation, biological process: cilium assembly; intracellular protein transport; vesicle organization. Lineage: Eukaryota; Metazoa; Chordata; Actinopteri; Perciformes; Percidae. The coding region runs from base 31 to 729 and encodes 232 amino acids. The record is from RefSeq and is a predicted model, not a curated record.
UACUGAGAUUCAAACAAGAAUAUUUGGAUUAUGAGAGAACAAACCGACACCACUGUUAAUCAGUUCAGUGUUUCAGCGUCUCUUGCCUUCUCAAUGCAGCAAGUUAUCAGUGUCUGGGUGCGGGACCCACGUAUACGAAAGAACGACUUUUGGCAUGCCUACAUAGACUAUGAAAUUUGUUUACAUACAAACAGCGUGUGCUUCACCAAGAAGAUCUCAAGUGUGAGAAGGAGGUACAGUGAGUUUGUAUGGCUCAGGCAGAAGCUACAAGCAAAUUCACAGCUAAUGUUACAGUUGCCAGAGCUGCCCCCAAAGAACCCUUUCUUCAGCCUGAACAGCGCCCAGCAGAUCACUGAACGGAUGAAAGGGCUCCAGACGUUUUUGGAACAGACCCUCCAGAGUCCCCUGCUGUUGUCCGACAGUUGCCUGCAUCUUUUCCUGCAGUCACAGCUAAGCCCGUCCAAGAUGGAGGCCUGUGCUGCUGGAAGGACCCACUACUCUGUGGCCCAGGCGGUCCAGCACUGUGGCCUGAGGCGAUUCCACUCUGAAGAGGAUCUGCAGAAGGACCUCAGCAUGUCCUGUGACUCUGACUCAGACGGAUCAGAGUGUAGAGAUCCAGAGCUUCGGAUUAAAGAUUUGGCAAUAAACAAAGCAGAGAGUACAGCUUCACUUGAUCUCAUGGGAACCAGCCAGGAGGAAACCCACAGCUGCUUAUGUGGUUCUACAUGAAAACAUCAUCAUCAUAUCAUCGGCACAAAUGUUUGGACCUGUGAACAAGAAAUGUGCCUCUUACCCCAUCAUACUGCACCUUUGGCUAUGUGGUUGCUCCUAAUUAUUUCAUUUGUAAAAAAGUUAUACUUUAUUAUGUUCUCAUUGGAGCAUUUCACUUUGUAACAUGUACAGUAAAUAGUAACAACAAUUUAACUAUUGUAUAUCCAUAAAGGGUUGUUUACCAGUAUGUUCUGUCUGCACAGCUAUAAAGUUGUAGCAACAAGUUUCCUGAAGAUGGCAGUGUUGUUACAUCAAUCUGUUUGUAUAUUAAUUUAUCCCAUGAACAUAUAACUGUCCAUAUUCACUUCAUAAACACGCCUAACAUUCAUCACUGGUUAUGGUCAUUCACAAGGUGUAUUUUUUGCCAGAUAUGUGCAGAUAACAAUGCAAUACUUUAAGCAGUGACAGCCUGAUGUCUCUCUCUGUGGUUGAACUCCCCCUCCUAAUAAA